ACGGCACGCUACGCUAGAUCACGUGACAAUUUCUCAAAGCGCUGAUUGGCUCUCUGGGUGACACUUGACGUACAGAAUCAGCGGCGGGAGUUUGAUGCCGGUGGAGGAGAGAUGGACGAGAGGAGUACGAAGAUCGUCCUGUGGCUGAAGAAACUUUUUGGCGAUAAGGUGCUGCCGCCCUAUGAGGUGAACACCCGCACGGUGGAUCUGCUCCAUCAGCUGGCGGAGUGGAAUGAAGCUCGGGAUAAGGAUUUAACCCUUGUCUUAGAGGACCAGAAACUGAAGGCUGCUGAGAUCAAAGCUGAAGCCGGGUGCCUGCAGGAGCUCCUUACAGAUAGUCUGGGUCCCUCCUAUACCAACCUGUCACGUAUGGGCAACACUUACCUGAACCAACUAGUUGACAGCUGCCUCGCCUUAGAGAUCAAGGAUUCGUCGCUGGCCAGCUAUAUUCCUGCUGUCAAUGAGCUGAGUGCUGAUCUGGUGAGCACUGAGAUCAGUAACCAGGAGCUGGAAUCAGAGCUGACCAAUAUGAGACAGAAAUUAACCAACGCUGUGGUGCUUGAGAAGACCCUGGAACAGGAUCUCAAAAAAGCAGAGGAACAGUGUAAUAUGGAUAAGGCCAAAGCCGAAGUCAGAGCACAAAACCUCAAGAUACUGAAAGACAAAUCUGAGGAAUAUAAAUAUAAGAUCCAGAUGGCUAAGGAUCAGCUGACAUCAGCAGGCCUGGAGGACUCCUUAACCCAUCGGUCUCUGGUAUCUCUUUCUGAGACACUGACAGAACUGAAGAAACAAUCCACGGCUGCAAAGGAGAAGCUGAAAUCUUACCUGGACUUGGCGCCUAAUCCAUCCCUGGUAAAGGUGAAGAUUGAAGAAGCGAAGCUGGAGCUUAAAGCGACCGAGGACGAGCUGAAUAUGAAAGUGGACAUGAUGGAGUUUGUGUUACCAGAGCAGAAGAGACGCAUUACAUAAACCUUUUGUCGUAUGAACAGAACUGUAUAGAUGCAUAACCUGCCGCAGGUUCAAGGAGUUUGUAUUAUACUCUGGCUCCUCCUCCAGCGACUAUUUCAGCCACAGGGGAUGAUGUGGCGUUGCCGCUUUUACCGCUGUCGUAAACCCGUUUGCCAAAUAUAAGCUCCGCUUUCCUGUCAGGUGCUGGGACAGGUGGUAGUGGGUAUAUACAAUUCCUGCCCAGUUUAGUGUCAUUGUUGUGACUGUGUAUACCAGUGCUUUCCAACCAGUGUACCUACAGCUGCUGCAAAACUACAACUCCCAGCAUGCCCGGACAGCCAACGGCUGUCCGGGCAUGCUGGGAGUUGUUGUUUUGCAACAGCUGGUGUAUACUGUGUGAGCACUUUCACUGUUACCUAUACAUUGCAGUAAACAGGACAUAAACAAGACUUGUGCUGCCAGUGUAUUUACUAGAGAUGAGCGAACUUACAGUAAAUUCGAUUCGUCACGAACUUCUCGGC
Messenger RNA from Hyla sarda, 1469 nucleotides. RefSeq names its product HAUS augmin like complex subunit 1 (gene HAUS1). The coding region runs from base 112 to 969 and encodes 285 amino acids. NCBI's taxonomy places the organism in Eukaryota, Metazoa, Chordata, Amphibia, Anura, Hylidae. Gene Ontology annotation, biological process: centrosome cycle; spindle assembly. Gene Ontology annotation, cellular component: cytosol; HAUS complex. The transcript is spliced from 9 exons. The record is from RefSeq and is a predicted model, not a curated record.